ACGUCUCAGUAGAGGGGUCGGCCUCCUCACUCUGCCAAAGCCAGCGCUGAUGCAAGAUGGACCUGAAGGCUGUGCUGAUCUGGACCUGUGCACUCAUCUCUCAAGUUCGAUCCCUGAUGUGCAACAACUGCUUCUCUGAUGCCGGCGGCACCUGCCAUGAUGUCCAGGGGCCGUGUCCUGACGCCUGUGCCAGUGUGAGGAUUGCCACAUACGUAGGAGAAUGGAGGAAAGGUGUGAUGAACAUGAAGACCUGCUCCACCGCUGAUAUAUGUGUCAUGGGCUCACUUAACUUUGGCACUAAAAGGGUUAAGGUGGAGAGCACCUGCUGCACCACUGACCUCUGCAACGACCAACCUCCUCCAGAGUAUCUUAAAGACAUCUCUAAUGGGAAGAGGUGUUUCACCUGCAAAGGUGGAGACUGUAAUUUAACUGUGGAGUGUUUGGGGAAUGAAGAUCGCUGUGUCACGUCCACAUCUACAGAGGCUGAUCAGAGACCCCCGCGUACUCAGAAGGGAUGUGUGUCUGCAUCCAUCUGCCAGCAGAGGGACUCGAGCCACUUUCUAGCCAGCAUGGCGGACAGCCUGGACUGCUGUGAGGGGGACCUGUGCAACGGCGUGCAGGGGACCAAUCAGAACGCAGGAAACAUGGGUCAUGUGACCAAGAGCAACACACAGAACCUCCUUCUUUUGCUGCUGAUGUGUUUGGCUUCCAGUGAUCUUGUCUCUUGAGCUCACACCUCUCUGCCUCCGAUGUGUGUGUGUGUGUGUGUGUGUGUGUGUGUGUUCACACCUCUCUAACUCUGAUGUGUGUGUG
Molecule: messenger RNA, 813 nt
Organism: Clupea harengus (Atlantic herring)
Lineage: Eukaryota; Metazoa; Chordata; Actinopteri; Clupeiformes; Clupeidae
Exons: 5
Coding region: 57-728 (223 amino acids)
Source: RefSeq, a predicted model, not a curated record